Guillardia theta CCMP2712 is the source of this 1995-nucleotide messenger RNA. RefSeq lists its product as hypothetical. The record is from RefSeq and is a predicted model, not a curated record. Lineage: Eukaryota; Cryptophyceae; Pyrenomonadales; Geminigeraceae. The transcript has a single exon. The coding region runs from base 1 to 1995 and encodes 664 amino acids.
AUGAGCCCAUACAAAUUUCUGAUCCUGGCAUUCGCAUUGGUUGGGACGAUGCAACCAAGCGCAGCAAAGAACGAGACUCUCUCAGACAGGUUGGUCAUUGACCUGAUGGCAGACUAUGGGACGACGUUUCUGACGGUUCCCGGCGCGCUCAACCCGGGAGCAUGGGUGUGUUAUAACAUGACUCUUGACGUGCCCACGCUGCGAAAGAUCGUCUUCUACGAGAAACCCAAAAUCUUUGCCAGGCUCGAGCCAUGCUCCGGCUACCCAAGACUGUCAGCUUCUGUCUAUGGAUGCCCCAGUCUCGGGUACCGCAAAGUUUGGGAGUACUACUCCGAGGCCAUGAAGGUUCAGCUACAAAGCACCGGACAGAUGCUGCAGGCAGACUGGGAGUGGCAGGGAGAUGUGCAGUCCCUUGCCAUUGAUGCAACCCAUCGCAACUACUUCUUCGAGGUGAACAACCCGCUGGGCUCAGGAUUUUCCGCCUUCAAGAUCAGCUUUCACAAUUUUGACGCUGAAAUAAUGACCCAACAAGAUCUGUAUCCUAUAAAGAACAUGAAGAACUGGGACAAGAAUGUUGUCCGUGUGCAGCCUUCCUUGGCUGCUGGUCUAAUCUCUGGAGGGCAAGUGCUGGAUGCAAACACCGCAAGGCAGGUUCCAAUGAAUGUCACUGUACAAUGGUAUCCUCCGGGUUUGAAUGGAACCAAGCAAAACGUAACUUCAACUCCCACUGAUGGCACAACGGUGUUGUCUACAGCAACGACGACAACACAAACGGCAACAGCGAGCAAUCUUUCCAACACCUCAACUCAACCGGCAGAAACUGCUGCGAAACCUCCUUCCUCAUCCUCGGACUACUGGCUAGUGAAUUACGAGAAUCGAACCAUGAGCGUUCUGGACGUUGCAAAAUUGUAUGAGUAUGCAGUCUUCAUAGUGGAAAUAACAGAUCGAGUCGGCAGAGAUCCGAACUCAGUGGAUCCUGGAUCAUGUUGUGCAUCUCCACCUGCCAUUCAGAAUGCGAUCAAUCCUUCUUGCCCUAUCCUUGUACGUGACAUCGAUGGUUAUGCGCAGUCAGGUCCAUGCCGAUCGAAUCAAUACGAUUACACCAGUUGCGCCUACGACUCUUGUUCAGACGGCAAUGGAGGCAAUCUGCGCAAGAAAGUAUCAAAGGGAAAUUGUGUUUCGUGUCCAGACAGCUAUCCGGACUGCCCGAGAGAGUUUACAACCUUCUGCGACUCCCUGACUUACAACGUGUCAAAGCUCAAGACGGCGAUGAAUCAGACGAAUGUCACCUGGGAUGCGCACGUGAAGAAUGCCUCCUACUACACGAUCUGGACGCAGUGCGGCCUUGAAAUGCAGGCAGGCAAAGUGAAUGAAAAUGGAGAAUACACUGCAGAAACUGCCCGGAAGCGCCGGAUCGCGAAGAACCUCAAAGUUCCACGAGAGUUCGCUCCCCUUAAGAUCACUCCGGAAUCCACAGUGUUCAACCUUGUGAGCCUGGACGAGUGGGCCUUGUACCUGGCGAGCCAAAUCAAGAUCUCCACCAACUCCAGCACGUACUUAGGAGACAGAGACAUGAUCUGGAUUGCGGUAGAGGACAUCAUCGUAGACUCCAAUGGAACGACCCGACCAGCUCUGACGGUGCUGAGCAGUGGAGCAAUACAGUUCGGGAUCAACGGUUUGAAUCAAAGUAACAACAACGUGUAUGCUAUCAAUGUAAUCUCCCGCAGAAAAGCAACAGGGGAAGCGGCGGUCCACAAGUUCAUGACGAUGCAACUGAAAUCACCAAGAUACGAAUUCCCCAAGAUCGACAAACAAAACAGGAUGCUCUUCUUCAUCGUCGGAGCUUCCAUCGUCGGAGGAGUGCUGUUCUUCGUCCUUGCAGCUGUCAUCGUUCACAAACUUCGCAAGAACAAGAUUGAAAAAGAGAAGGAGCGAAUUGCUGCGAACUCAAAAUCUUUAACCACGGAGAUGGUCUUGUCCAAAAAGGAAGUUUGA